UAGCUUUUCCCCUUGGCAUUUAGCGGCACAGAACGCGACGGCACAGCGGUGAGCCGCCGAGUUGGACCCGGGAAUCCGAUCCGGUUCGAUUCGUUGACCCCAUAUAUAUAAACGCAUAAGUCGGAUUUUUUUCUUCUUUUUGCAUCUGCUUGACCCGAUUGUUCUGCGGUGAGAUCAAUCUUGAGAAGGUUGAUAGUGAGAAGUCAACAAUGGGAUUGUUCACCUACACAGUAGCCGGCGGCGGUUUGAUUCUGAUCGGAGCGUGGGAAUCACUCAUCUCCUCCUCCGAAUAUCUGAAAAAUAACCCUUCAUCGUUUUCACCAUUGCAAUUGCCGGCCGAAUCACAAAGUAUUAACAGAACCCCCAAGGCACCGUCAUUUUCGUCGACGGUAACGUUUCUGUUGAUCUCCGUUCUCUCCUUCCUUUCCAUUCUGAAUUCUUUCGUCUCUAUGUCGGACGCCGUUAACUCCAAAGAUAAUACGGGUUUCGCCUUACAGUUGGAGGUAAUCACAAUUGCGUUUCUAUUUCUCCUCUAUGCUGUUUUAGGCAUUUUGGCAAACAUCAAAGAAUCUUUUCGGUUUCCUCUAACGAUGCUCAAUGUGAUCUAUGCGUUUGCUUUCGGAGAGGAAUUCUUGUUGUUUUACACGCAAAAUAAGGAUCCGAGUGGUAUUGAGAAUCGUUACUAUAAUCUUAUUUUAAUCCCCAUUGCAAUAUGUCUAUUUUCCACUCUUCUCGAAUUAAAGAGCUCAAAAUCAACUUAUCCAAGGUUGGGCCGUGGAAUUGGGUUAGUUUUCCAGGGACUGUGGAUUCUGCAAAUGGGUUUUUCAUUUUACUCGAAUUUGAUUGUGGAUGGGUGUGCUUUGCAUGAAAGGAGCAGGGGCAAUUAUACCAUUAAGUGCAAAGGGCAUCCUGAGUAUCAUCGCGGGCGUGCCAUUGCGACACUACAGUUUAACUGUCAUUUGGCUCUUCUUGUUACUUUGGUUGUUGGGUUGUACUCGGUCUUCUGUAAGAAGAAUGGGAUCAACCGGGACUUUAUGCGGUAUAAGCCCCUAGGAGGCGAAUAUGGAGGGGAAAUGCAUUUGAAUAACCAAUCGCAGUUCACUUUGGACAGCGAUGAUGAUGAUGGUGAUAAUGGGAUUAAAGAGGCGAAGAGUGUGGAAAUGCAGAGGGCUAUUGUGGUGGUUCCUGAGUCCACAGUUAAUGGUUAUGGUUCUCAUCCAUGAGGUAAAUUAGAAAACUAUUUCUGUAGUGAGGAGGUUUACUUAAUUCUUUUAUUAUGUAGAGAAGGUUGUAUAAUUGGGUUUUGGUUUUACAUGUAAAAGAGCUUAGAGAAACUUUUUGUUGCAGCAUUAACUUUGCUGGAAUAUGUACCAUCACAUUAGUGUCUACGAUUGUUGUUGACAUGUUGGAUAUGGUAUCCGUCUUUUGUCACUCUUGUUGGCGAACUUUGAAUUUUCUGUUUAGGAGUGAUUAGAUUUCUGUAUCACCUCUCCAAAUUUGAUGCUUUUUGUAACUGUAUUCUUGCUUAUUUUCGGUGCUAUAAACAGUAGUUUCUAA
Sesamum indicum (sesame) is the source of this 1557-nucleotide messenger RNA. Its product is annotated as plant viral-response family protein (DUF716). NCBI's taxonomy places the organism in Eukaryota, Viridiplantae, Streptophyta, Magnoliopsida, Lamiales, Pedaliaceae. The record is from RefSeq and is a predicted model, not a curated record.